GUGUACAGAAACAGUGUACGCUUUGCUUCACUUCCUAAUGUAUCACAGGGUAACGAGGAUAAUGGUAAAGGCUUUGCUACUUUGCUUUCAAUUAUUUUUCAGAGUCUUAUAUUAAAAACAGAAUUAUUUGCAUGCAUGUAUAUUGCUUGUUCCUCCAAAAUAUUCCAUGAGUCUAAUUUGUAUAUAAAUGAUGUAUUAGAAUAUAAAAAGCAAAAAAUAUAUGAGAUGAAUACAGCAGUGACUGAGCAAUUGAACAUUCAGGAUAAGUGAGGAUAACAAAGCAGUAUCAGCAAUGGCUGCAUGUGGUUCAAGUCCUCAGUUUGGUGUACAGUUUAUCUCUGAGUUCAGGAUUGUUCUGCUGGGGAAUAAAGGAGCUGGAAAAACCUCUCUAGCAAACAUGAUUUUGUGCAGACAGACCACAUCCCCAAGGAGUACUGCUCAGUGCAUGAAGAUCCGUGGAGUCGCAGCUGGAAGACUGGUCACUCUGGUUGACAGUCCUGGCUGGUGGAAGAACUUUCUUGUGCAUGAGACGCCAGAGUUUCAAAAACAGGAGCUGGUGCUAAGUAUGGCCCAUUGUCAACCAGGACCCCAUGCUGUUCUUCUAGUCAUACGUGUGGAUGCGUUAUACACAGAGAAAAACAAACAAGCAGCGCAGCAGCACCUGGAGCUUUUUGGGAAGGACAUCUGGAAGCACACAAUAGUUGUGUUCACUUAUGGUGAUCGUCUUCAGGAUCAAACAGUUGAGCAGCACAUCGAAAGUGAGGGAGAAACCUUCUUGCAGUGGCUUGUGGGAAAAUGUGGGAACCGGUAUCACAUUUUCAACAUUGAUAGAUACAGAGGUACUCAGGUGAAGGAGCUGCUUGAGAUGAUCGAGGAUAUGGUGGCUGGAAAUGGUGGCUCCUGUUAUGAAAUGGAUAAAAAGUGUCUGUGUGAAGUCAAAGAGAUGAAGAGGGUGGCAGAGGAGAAAGCAAACAAGAGGAGGAUGAUGGUACAGGAACAAAGAAAUGUGCAUGAAGGCCAUAACGUCUCCCUGUCCAACAUAAGAAUGGUGUUGUUAGGCUAUCGGAGAUCUGGGAAAAGUUGUAUCAGGAAUAAUAUCUUUGGAAGAGAGAUCAUUGACUUGAAGAGAACGUCACAAUGUGUGAAGACUCAGAGUGAGAUUGCUGGAAAAAUCAUCACUGUUCUGGACACACCAGGCUGGUGGAAGACUCUCACAGCAAGAGACACUGCAGAACUGGACAAGCAAGAAAUAUUACGCAGCAUUUGUCUGUGUCCCCCAGGACCGCAUGCUUUACUCUUGACUCUACGCUUAGAUAUGCCAUUCAGAGAUGAAGAGCUGAAAUCAUUGGAGGAACACAUGGGUCUUCUUGGCGAGCGAGCUUGGAACCAUACUAUUCUUCUCUUCACUCAUGGGGACUUGCUUGGUGACAUGACUGUUGAGCAGUACAUUGAGAGUGAAGGGAAGGACUUAAAGUUGCUUGCUGCAAAAUGUAGAAACCGGUACCAUGUUCUCAAUAACAAGAAUUUGCUUGAUGGAGGCCAGGUCAUGGAGCUGUUUAAGAAGGUCGAGGAGAUGGUGGCGGAAAAUGAUGGUCUUUAUUAUGAAAUGCACCCAAGGACUUAUAAGGACGUGAGGCGGAAAUGGAGAUUAAUGACCAAAAAAUCCAAGAUGAGGCUGAAGGUGAAGCGUAGAAGGAUGAUAAGCUCAGUGAAAGGUGCUGGACAAUAUCUGACUGAGCUUAGCCUCAUUCUGCUGGGGUACGGUGAAGCUGGUAAAACAUCAGCAAGUAACACCAUCCUAGGCACAACAGAUUUUGGAUUCAAAAGAACUUCCCGGUGUGUGAAGAGAAUGGGAGAGGUAGAAGGAAGACUACUCACUGUGAUAGACACACCAGGAUGGUGGAAACGUCUUCCAAUAGAAGAAAUGCCACAAUUUAGCAAACAGGAAAUUCUACAGAGUGUCUCCCUGGCCCCUCCAGGCCCAGUCAGUUUCUUACUGGUCAUCCGUUUGGACAGUUCUUUUCAAGAGGAAGAGAGAAGAGCUGUGAAGGAUCACAUGAACCUUUUCGGAGACACGGUCUGGGACCAGACCAUUGUUCUUUUCACUUGUGGGGAUUGGUUAGGGGACAGAACCAUUGAGCUGUACAUUGAGAGUGAAGGUGAGGCACUAAAGUGGAUUCUUGAAAAAUGUGGCAAUAGGUAUCAUAUUCUCAGCAACAAGAACCAGAGAAGUAGCAAUCAGGUCUCUGAUCUCCUGAAAAAGAUCGAAGAACUGGUGGCUGAAAACAAAGCAUGUUGUUCAAUGGGCAUGUGGGAGUCGAAGGAGAAGACAGGGAGGAGCUUGGAGAAUGUCCAGGCCAAUGAGAGAGGAAUACAGCAACAAACUGAGGAUUUUGACUUGGAUGAUGAUGUAUUUACUACUGACAUGAAAUACAAUAUUUUUUAAAGAAUUUUAAGUGUAGCUGUAUAAUUGGAACAAUGAGAAGAUGAACACAAAGACUUCUAAGUGUAUUAAAGGUCCACAUGUUAUUUUUUUUAAUGACACGAGUGCAUGAAAGCUAUAUUACUAGCAUUUAGAAAAUUUAAUUUACCAGGUAAAGGAAUAUGUGACACACAAACACUAAUAAAAGAAGAAUAUAUCAAAACUUUGUAUCCUGUCUUCAGUUUUCUCUGCAGUUUUUACUCAUUACUCAAAAAGGCUGUAGGUAAUUUUUAUUUCCACACUAUUGCCAUUUUAUUAAUUUAUUUUAAUAAUUGCAGUAAUUGCAGUGAAUCUGAGGUACUCAAAUUUUGAAUGUUUUUUUUGUUUUACUUUAAAUGCAACAUACCAUAAAAAAUAAAUACACAAAUAAAAAUAAUGUUUAAAUUUUUAGCAUACGGAUAAUGAUUUUUUUUUUUUUGAUUGAUGAAAUGACUGGUUUGAAUAAAAAGCCUGCUAACAGCUAUUGCUUUUCUGUUUGCCAUGCUUGCUAUUUGGAAGAGACAUGAUGAAAAACUUCAGAAAAAUUAGGAAACACAAAUGGUGCUCUUGUGAGUAUGCAUAAUAGUUUUAUGCCUAUACCUACACUGAGCCCCUGUUGUAUAAGCUUCAACAUUAAUUGUAAUUACUUAAUUGAAUUAAUUGAAUUAACUACACUCCUGAGCUGCCGGUGAUCCAGACCCCCCUACGCUCUGGACCAGAUGAGCAUCACUCCUGAGCUGCUGGUAAUCCAGACCUCCCCCCCCUUCACUCUGGACCUGUCCACCGGCAAUGCUUCACACUGCCACGAAGACGCUUCAGCUGUUUUCUAUGGACUACACAAACACACUUUGUACUCACACACACACGCACUACAGUGUAAACCCAUAUGAGGAUGGGUUCUCUGUUGAGUCUGGUUCCUCUCAAGGUUUCUUCCUAUCACCAUCUCAGGGAGUUUUUCCUUGCCACUGUCGCCCUGCUUGCUCAUCAGAGACGUCACACACACACACUUCACUUUACUUUUGUUUGUGUAAAGCUGCUUUGAGACAAUGACCUUUGUAAAAAAGCGCUAUACAAAUAAAAAUGAAUUGAA
Molecule: messenger RNA, 3551 nt
Organism: Pangasianodon hypophthalmus (striped catfish)
Lineage: Eukaryota; Metazoa; Chordata; Actinopteri; Siluriformes; Pangasiidae
Product: GTPase IMAP family member 8
Exons: 4
Coding region: 293-2446 (717 amino acids)
Molecular function (GO): GTP binding
Source: RefSeq, a predicted model, not a curated record